This is a messenger RNA of Scomber japonicus (chub mackerel), 1728 nucleotides long. RefSeq names its product proteoglycan 4-like. NCBI's taxonomy places the organism in Eukaryota, Metazoa, Chordata, Actinopteri, Scombriformes, Scombridae. The record is from RefSeq and is a predicted model, not a curated record. Bases 81 to 1052 code for a protein of 323 amino acids. The transcript has 2 exons.
CGUGCGGACUUCUCCAGAUCGGGACAGUCUGUAACCAUAUCUACUUUCACAGCAACGCAAAAAGUUUCAAAAGGUUCAUCAUGGGAAACAGGUUCAGCAGAAGGCGGGACGUCCCACUCAACACUGCUGAAACUGCUGCUACUGCACAGGAGGCUGCAGAGAAGCCAGCGACUACACAACCAGAAGACUCUGGGAUGACAGCAACUCAGGAGGCUGUUCAGACAGAAAAUCUAGAUGUGGUGUUGGGCCAGCCAACUACACCAGUGGCAUGUUUACCCACUGAAGAAUGUGUGGCAGAGUGUAAAGAGGCAGAGGCUCCAGCUGCCCCAGCCCCACUGAAUGAUGCAGAGCCAGAGUCUGAGGCAAAGGAAACCCCAGCCCCAGAUCAACCAGAGCUUCUGGUCUCAAUCAGCAAACCCUCACCUCCAGAACCAGAGCCUGUUGCAGAACAACCACCUGUUGCAGAAGCUCAGCUUGCUGCAGAACCAGCCCCAGAACCUGUGCAAGAACCAGAGCCAACCUCAAAUCCUGAAGCAGGUGUUGAAGCUGUCCCCGAGCCAACCUUAGAGCCAGAACCAGCUCCAGCUGUGACUCUGGAGCAGGAGACAGACCUGCUUACCCAAGAGUCUCUCCCUGAGCCAGUGAUUUGUCCACCUGCUUUGGUCGACUUGGGUGCCCCUGAUGUCACUCCCCAACUUAUCGACACUCUUCCCGCCCCAGAUCCCAUCCCCGUCUCAGUCAAUACAGAUGAGCUCUCAGACAUCCCGGCAAGUGAGGAAUUCCAAGAUGAUACUGAGGCUACUGUGAUUUCCACUUUUGAGCCAGAAAAGUCUGAAGAAACAUCAGAAUCUCUGGAAAUGCAGAUGGAGGCGGAGGCUGCAGGGAACUUGGAGCAGAUUGUGAGUGAUGUCAACGAAGAAAGUGUUAGUGGACUCCUAAAGCACUUAGAGCUGACAGGAAAUGACCUUGUCACUGACCUCAUUCACAGUGAUGUCAAGAUCCCAGAUGACACUCCCAUCGUAGACAUAAGCACCUCUGCUGAGCUGAUGUGAACCCAUGGAAGAGGAUUCAGAAGUGAAUGGAUUUUUUUCUGUGAAACGCCCUAAACCCCUUACAGGAACGACCCGCGAACAUAAUGUUUUUUUUCCCCCCUCAACUUCAGUGGCCUUAUAAAGACCAAGCUUUGUUUUUGUUCAUCUUCAUAUAUUUUUUGGUGGUGCCAAAUGAACUCUGGAACAAAUUGCUGUCUUGUCAUUUCCACAAAACUACAUAUUGAUACAUUUCUGACUUUUGAUACUUAUAUGCACUCAGUAAGUGUGAGGGCAAGGAGUAUAGGGGCUCAAAUAGAUACGAGUGCAUUGUUGGACAACGGAGAUCUUCCUCUAUGCAAAUUCACCAAACAGAAAUUUCUUUAAGAGAAAGUUACCAUUUUAAAAGCCCCUACAGAAAAAUUGAAGUGUGCAAUUUCAUAAUGAUCAUGAGCAAAGGGGAGAGUCAAAGCUUUUUAACAAUGGAUAUGUGAGUGUACAGUUAAUGCAAAAAGACAGGCAAGGGACAGUAGCAAUGGAUCUAAAGAUGGAGACAGGAUAUGAUUAACACUAGAGCAGGACAAGUGUCCACUGAACAUACAUGUCUCAACAUACUCAUGUUUGGAUUUUACAAUAUUCCUCUAAAAGAAGCAGAGGAUGAUUUUAAUUAGUGGCUUGCUUGUGAAAAUAAAAAAAUAUU